Molecule: messenger RNA, 1563 nt
Organism: Colletotrichum truncatum
Lineage: Eukaryota; Fungi; Ascomycota; Sordariomycetes; Glomerellales; Glomerellaceae
Product: hard surface induced protein 3-like protein
Biological process (GO): polysaccharide biosynthetic process
Cellular component (GO): membrane
Molecular function (GO): acyltransferase activity, transferring groups other than amino-acyl groups
Source: RefSeq, a predicted model, not a curated record
AUGAACGGACACGCUGCUUCGAAAGUGUCCCUUUCACACGAGGAGGGAAUGGGGCUCCUAGACGAGAAGACCAUGUCAGAUGUCGAGAGCGAAAGCGGUAGAGCCGACCUUGAAGUCCGCUUCGGUUUACCACGAUGGUCCACAGUCGCUCGGAAUGUCGUUGGCUACGCGCGGGCGGUACCAUGGAGGGUCACACUGAUUCGCGGCGCCAUCUUUCUGCUUCCUAGUUUCGUCCAGAGUCGCUUCACGAGAGAACGAACACGCCCCGAGAAGCUAUUCCCGACAUCCUACCUCGACGGCAUGCGUGGCCUUGCCGCGUUAUUCGUUUUCUUUUGUCACUACUUCUACCAGGCUUUCAUCAUCGCCGAGGGCUGGGGUUCGUCUGAGAAGAACUAUCACAUUCUCAAGCUACCAUUCUUCCGACUCUUCUACCAGGGCCCGCCUGCCGUCUGCCUGUUCUUCGUCAUCUCAGGAUACGCCCUCUCGCUGAAGCCGAUCAAGCUCAUUCGAAGCCGCAGCUGGGAUGAAUUCUCCGCAACCACGACGUCUCUGAUCUUUCGACGAUUUAUCAGACUGUACUUGCCCACGGCAAUUUCAACCUUUGGCAUCAUGCUCAUGUUGCAGAUGGGCAUCUACGAGCGUACUAGAGACUUUGCCAUUGACCGAAAGUGGCACAAGAACGUGAUGGAGCCUCACCCCAAGCCGUUGGACUCGUUCUAUGAGCAGUUCACGGAUUGGGUAUGGAGCAUGUUCAACUUUGUCCACGUCUUCAGCUGGGAGCGAUUUGGUGGAAGCACAUCCUACGAUGUCCAUCUCUGGACCAUCCCCGUUGAAUUCCGCUGCUCAAUGUAUCUCUUUAUCACUCUCAUCGGUCUGGCCCGUGUAAGAACAGGACUUCGCUUCCUUUUCCUGUGGGGCAUCAUCGCCUUCACCUACCGCAAUAACCGCUGGGAACUGCUCCUUUUCUAUUUUGGAAUGAUGCUCGCCGAGUACGACCUCAUCCAGGGCAACCACAACAACAACCAGCCGCCUCCUGCUCUGCCAUUGAACGAGGCGCCCCCGCGCAGGAGCUGGUUCAAAGGCUUUUGCUGGGCGAUGCUCAGCAUCCUCGCUCUUUACUUCAUGUGCCAGCCUGAUAUCAACUACGAAAUCACCCCUGGCUGGGUCUGGCUUUGCUCUUUUAUUCCCAAGUGGUGGGAGGAGGAAGGAUACCGCUUCUGGCAGUCCAUCGGGUCCGUCCUGUUCGUUCUGUCCGUCGGCCACUCCCCGAGAUGGAAGGCCUUCUUCAACAUGGCUCCCAUCCAGUACUUUGGCAAAAUCAGCUACGCCCUCUACCUUAUGCACGGCCCGGUGAUGCACACCGUCGGCUACACCAUUGAGAAGUUCGUCUACAGCUACACGGGCGACGAGGGCUGGUGGUACAACACGGGCUUCGUGAUUGGGUCCUUGGGGUGCAUCCCCGCCGUUAUCUGGGCUGCCGACAUUUUCUGGAGACUGUUUGAUAUCCCAACUGUGCGACUAGCGAAGUGGUUUGAGACAAAGUGCUCCAUCAAGCAACAGUAA